AUGCCUGAAGGUGAUGCUGCUGUUGCCGUCGCUGAGGAGGUGAAGAAGAACAACCAUGUAGAUGGGAAAACAUUGGACAAUGAGUUGGAGGUUGUUGAGGGAAUGAAGCUAGAUAGGGGCUACAUAUCCCCUUAUUUCAUCACCAACCAGAACAAUCAGAAAUGUGAAUUGGAAAAUCCUCUAAUCAUAAUCCAUGAGAAGAAAAUCUCAAGUAUUAAUGAUGUGGUUAAAGUAUUGGAGUUGGUUUUGCAGGUUAGCAUUUCUCUGGUUAGGUUCACUAGUUUCUUCGUUUUUACUAUGAAUUGGUUGACAAACUUUUGCUCCUUUUCAGAAGCAAAGUUAUGAUUUCAGAUCUGUAGAUAACCUGUUGUUGCUGAUAUUGCUACACGGGAGGAGAACAGAACAAG
Molecule: messenger RNA, 407 nt
Organism: Prunus dulcis (almond)
Lineage: Eukaryota; Viridiplantae; Streptophyta; Magnoliopsida; Rosales; Rosaceae
Product: chaperonin CPN60-1, mitochondrial-like
Exons: 5
Coding region: 1-345 (114 amino acids)
Biological process (GO): protein refolding
Cellular component (GO): mitochondrion; cytosol
Molecular function (GO): ATP-dependent protein folding chaperone
Source: RefSeq, a predicted model, not a curated record